AUGGCGUCGUUAUUCGAUCCCAUUACAAUCCGCGGUAUAACCAUCCGCAACAGGACUAUGCUGUCUCCAAUGUGCAUGUACUCUGCCACAAAUGGAUUUCCCAACGAUUGGCACUUCGUGCACCUUGGAUCCCGUGCCGUAGGUGGUGCCGGAUUGAUCCUCACAGAAGACACGGCCGUGCUCGAGGAAGGCCGGAUCUCCGCAGGUGACCUUGGCUUGUGGUCCGAUGAGCACAUCAAGCCGCUCGCGCGCAUUGCCGACUUUGUACAUGCUCAGGGCGCCGCCUUUGGUUUCCAGCUCGGGUAUUCGGGGCGGAAGGGAUCGACAACCAUUCCUUGGCGCGGAGGGCAGCCGCUCGGUGAAGGAAGGGCUCUGGGCCCAAAUGAACGACCGUGGCAGACGUUUGGGCCCUCGCCGAUUGCCUAUGGGGGCACUCGCGGCCAGGUUCGCACGGAGAUGUCCAUCGGCGACAUUCGACGGGUUCAGCAAGGCUUUGUUGAUGCUGCUCUUCGUGCAGACAAGCUCGGCGCGGACGUUGUUGAGUUUCACGCGGCUUGGGGCUACGUCUUCCAACAGUUCUACUCUCCACUCUCCAACCAACGGGACGACGAGUACGGCGGCUCAUUUGACAACCGGAUCCGCUUCCUGCUUGAAACGGCAGAGGCGGUGCGUGAGGUGUGGCCUCCACACAAACCUCUUUUUGCCCGCAUUGCGCUCUCGGAUUGGGUCGAAGGUGGCUGGACAUUCGAAGAGGCAGUUGCCCUAUCGUCGAAACUCCAGCAAGCCGGCGUGGAUCUUGUGGAUGGCAGCUCCGGCGGCAUCGGGCACUUCAAGCUCAAUCGGCAGCUUUCUCCACUGAUGCAUGUCCUGCUGAUCAAGCGUGUCCGUGAAGAGGCUGGAAUUGCUACAGGUGCAAAUUUUGGGAUUGAAACCCCCGAAGAAGCAAACGAGAUCGUGAAGAGCAACGUGGCGGAUAUGGUUACUAUCGGAAGGGCGAUGUUGAGAGAUCCGUACUGGGCUUGCCAUGCGGCGGAGGCGUUGAAGGACGAUCGACUGUUUUACCCAAACCCAUAUGAGCACUGGCUUACCGGGCGUUCUGUCGUCAACAAGUCGGAGGGUCAAAAUGGCAUAGUUAACGGACUCACGUAG
Messenger RNA from Coniosporium apollinis CBS 100218, 1149 nucleotides. RefSeq lists its product as uncharacterized. The record is from RefSeq and is a predicted model, not a curated record. Bases 1 to 1149 code for a protein of 382 amino acids. NCBI's taxonomy places the organism in Eukaryota, Fungi, Ascomycota, Dothideomycetes. The transcript has a single exon. Gene Ontology annotation, molecular function: FMN binding; NADPH dehydrogenase activity; NADP binding. Gene Ontology annotation, cellular component: intracellular anatomical structure.